Molecule: messenger RNA, 1026 nt
Organism: Purpureocillium lilacinum
Lineage: Eukaryota; Fungi; Ascomycota; Sordariomycetes; Hypocreales; Ophiocordycipitaceae
Source: RefSeq, a predicted model, not a curated record
AUGCUUUUUGCCGCCAGACGGGUCCUGCUGGGGCGGGCCGUGUCGCCCAUCGGCAGCUCUGGCUAUCGCGGCCGCUUUCUGUCGACGUUGGCCAUCCUUGAGCAGCGCGGUGGCCAAUUGAACGCUGGCUCGCUGAGCGCAUUCACCGCGGCAAAGAAGCUUGGCGGCACUGUCCACGGCUUCAUUGCUGGCAGCUCUGUCUCGGCUGCCGCUGCUCAGGCCGCCAAGGUGGAGGGUGUUGAGCAGAUUGUUACCGUCGAGAACGAGGCAUACGAGAAGGGUCUUCCCGAGAACUAUGCUCCGCUACUGGUCGAGAACAUCAAGAAGGGCAACUACACUCACGUCGUCGGCGGCCAUACGGCAUUCGGCAAGAAUGUGCUGCCCCGGGUUGCCGCGCUCUUGGACUCGCAGCAGAUAUCAGAUAUCACGGGCGUUCAGGACGACAAGACUUUUGUCCGUCCCAUCUACGCCGGCAAUGCCAUCGCUACGAUCGAGUCGUCGGACGCCGUCAAGAUCAUCACCAUUCGAGGAACAGCCUUUGCGCCCGCCACGGCCGAAGCCGGUUCUGCCUCCGUUGUGCAGGGGACUGACCCCAAGGCCGACUCGACCACGGAGUGGGUGUCUGAGGACCUUGCUAAAUCAGACCGCCCGGACCUGGCAACGGCGAGCAAAGUCGUCUCUGGUGGUCGCGGCCUCAAGUCCAAGGAAGAUUUCGACAAGGUUAUGCUGCCCCUCGCAGAUGCCCUGGGGGCUGCCGUCGGUGCGUCACGGGCCGCCGUCGACAGUGGCUACGCAGACAACAGCCUCCAGGUCGGCCAGACUGGCAAGGUCGUCGCCCCUCAGCUCUACAUGGCCGUUGGCAUUUCCGGCGCCAUUCAGCAUCUGGCAGGCAUGAAGGACAGCAAAGUUAUUGCGGCCAUCAACAAAGAUGCGGACGCGCCUAUCUUCCAGGUGGCAGAUGUGGGCUUGGUCGGCGACUUGUUCGAGAAGGUCCCGGAACUGACCGAGAAGGUCAAGAGCUCUUAG